UUAGCUCCGUCACCCAUUUCGCCCCAUUUUUUUGCGGGGGGUGGAGAGGGGGCUGCCCCCCCUCGCCCCAGGGCCCCUGUGGCCCCGCCACCUCCGCUAGGAAACUUCUCCCUGGCUGCCUUUCUGCUUAGCCUACCUCGCGGGGUUGUUGUUGCAAAGCUGGUUUGGUGGUUUUUCUUUCUUUUCUCUUUUUAAAAAUCUAUCACUGUCUCUGUUCACCAACGGAGUAAAGAAACUUGCUUCUCCAUGGCUGCUUCACCUUCCUUUUUCCAUUCGGAGCCCCUAGCAACCUUAGCCAAGCCUGUGAGCGUCACAGUGCUGGAAGGACGUGACUUGAGAGGGGUCAAAGGAGAUGGGCCAGUGACAUAUGUGCGGGCCGAAUACAAUGGCGUCGUCCUUGGCGACUCCCCGAAAGUGGAUUCUGCUCCAGAUGGAAUUGCGAAGUACAAUUUCACCGCCACCUUUGAUUGCCUACCUGACGGGCCACACUAUUUGGAUGACAUUGCACAUAAACCAUUGCUAUUCACUGUGAUUGAAGUCUUACCAAAAGAGAAGAAGCAGAAAGACGAGAAAACGGUGACCCUUGGUCAAACCGUGAUGGACCUUCUACCUCUACUGGAAGGAUCGUGUGCAUUUAAUGCAACGCUUCCAGUGUACCCUGUGCCUGGCUCUCCCCUGGAGAGCCUCCGACCAGACGCCAAGUGUGGCAUCGAUGUGCUCGUUUCCGUCCAGGAAAGUCUGCUCUCUCCUUCUCAGCUGUCUGGCGGCAAUCUCCUGAGAGUGACGGUGGAAGCUGCUUACUCAGUGCCAGAAGCCUUUCUUCCCACAGGACCCCAGUACAACUACAUGGUUGGCUUUCAAGUGCCAGCAGUCGGAGAGAAAGAAUGCCCCUUCAUGUUCAAGAAUGGGAUCCUGAAGCUUGGUGGUGAGAAAGAGCCAGUGCCCCGUCCGAAAAAGUGGCCGUUUGGCAACAUCUUAGCACCUGGGGCACAGAACAUUCCAGAGUCCUUUGUCGUUGGUGGUGGAUACGAGGAGGAGGAUGGAGACCUGAAUACACCUGAGGAAAGAGAUGCCAGGAUUCAGGGAGAAACUCUCAAGAAAAGGAUUGUGUGGGACUUGGAAAGACGCUGUUACCUAGAUCCUCAAGCUGUGCUCUGUUUUCGAAAGCGGAUUGCAGAUUGCCGGCAGUGGCCCGUGGAAUUCACCAGAGUCCCUGUCGCCACUUCUACCAAAGCCAAAGGGAAAGCAGACAAGGGAGGAGGAGGAGGAGGUGCAGGAGGAGACGAAGAGCCGAUUUCCUUCCACGGCGUGGCUUUCGUCAACUUAGUGCCUUUGCUGUAUCCUGGGGUGAAGCGCGUACGGGGAGCAUUCUGGGUUGUACCCUACCAUGACAGCGAGGUGUAUGAAAAGACCAAGUGUCUCUUCAGCCUCUUCCGUGACGUCGGCCAUCUGGCCAUCCUCAAUAGGUCUGGGCCAGUUGGCAUGUACACCCCGCAUACCAAAGGUGUCCUUGGGAAGAACGUGAAGGAGGACAAGCCUUCCAGAGACCCAACACUGAGAAAGGCAUCCACUAUUGUGAAACCCCAGGUGUCCGAAAUUCUAAUAGAAGCCGCUGUAUCUGUAUGCCAGAACCUGGAAGGACAGCAAUAUGUGGAGGCUGGGACGUUUCUGGUGAUGGAGUUUGUGCUGGACAAAGCUUUAGUGCCCAAGCGUUUGCCGGAAGAACUCGCCAGCCGGGUGAAGGAGAUGAUUCCUCCGCGUCCUCAGCUGCCUCGAAGGACUGCAGGAGCAAAGAAGGCAGUGGAAGAUUACCACAAUCAGAUCACCAGCAUUGCGGGAGCCAUUCUGGAGGAGUACCACGAGCUGUUUGGCAGGCACUUGACCGAAGGUUAUACGGUUGACAGCCAGACACUGGAGGACCAGAAAUGCCAACUCAACUAUGAGCUGAACAAUUCAGGGAAAUAUUUUGCUUUUAAGGAACAACUCAAGCAUGCCGUGGUGAAAAUUGUGAGGGAGAAGUACCUGAAGACAAAUGCGUUUGAAAACCUUGACCAACUCCAGACUUUUCUCAGCGAGCUGUACGUUUACCUGGUGGAUCAGAUGCAUGUUGCUUUGAAUCAGGUGGUGAGCCACCAGAGCCGCAGCCCUCCUCCGCCCACCUUCACCACCAGCGAGCAGCUUCUGCUCUUUGCCCACGAAGCCGAAACGAUUGGAGACUACACCUUGGCGUCGACUUACUACCAGGAGAGACUGUCUCGCGACCGCCAGGAUAUCCAAUCCUGGCUGGAUUACGGGGCCUUCUGCCUGCUGAUUGAGGACAACCUCAAAGCCCAGGAGUGCUUCCGUGAGGCUGUUGCUCUGAGUUCCAAGCACCUGCACAGCCUCCUGCUCUGCGGGAUCAUGGCGGUGAUGCUGGAGCACUACGAAGAGGCCGAGGUCUUCUUUGAGGAUGCCACCUGCGUGGAGCCAUCCAGCGUCCUGGCCUGGACGAUCUUGGGCCUGUUCUAUGAUAUCCAGGAGGAUGACAUCAGGGUGGAGAUGGCUUUCCACGAGGCCACCAAACUCCAGAAGGCUCGUCUCGCCAAGGAGAAACCACCACUGGACAGCACAGAAGGGCGGAAGCGCUUAUCCUCCUCUGCUUCGGGGAUGCCAACUGUAACUGUUGGUGGGGAAGAGCAAAUUUCCGAGGAAGCUCCAGACACCUCCCUGAAACCCCAGGUGGACGCUCCGGAGCCAAUCGCAAGCAGCCAUCCUCCAGAAGAAGAAUCGGUGCCCAAGAUGCUCAAGCGGCCAUCAAUGGCUUCCAGUAAAUACAGGAUGAGCCGCAAAGACGUCUCAAAAGUUGGUGGGGUCACCUUUGAUCUAGACGCCAGCUCAUCUGCCUCACAGCCCACCAUCACUAUCUUCAUGGAGACGAUAAGCUUCCUGAUGGGGGUCAAUGCCUUCCAGUUUGUUCACAGGGCACUAGCGCACGAACUGCUCUGCCCUCAAGGGGGGCCCAGCUGCGACUACUACUUGGCGCUGGCAAAGACACACUUGCUGAAGAAGGAAUACUCCAGGGCCAAAGACUGCCUCGAAAUCGCCGUCCAGAUUGACUUCUUGAAUCCAAACGUUUGGGCCCUGAAAGGGCAUCUCUGCUUCCUGACUGAGAACUUCAGCGAAGCCAAGGACUGCUAUGAGCGGACCGUCAGUUUUGUGACAGACGCCAAAGACAUUCAUUUCGUGUACCUGCGGCUGGGAUCCAUCUACCUGGAAGGGAAGGAGUAUGACAAGGCAAAGUGCACGUACCUGCAAGCCUGUCGGGAAGCACCUACCUGUCUCACCUGGCUGGGAGUGGGUAUUGCCUGCUACAGGCUCAACGAGAUGAUGGAGGCCGAAGAUGCCCUCUCUGAGGCCAACGCCCUCAACAACAACAACGCUGAAGUGUGGGCAUAUUUAGCUCUGGUCUGCAUGCAGGGUGGAAGGCAGCUGGAGGCAGAACAGUCAUAUAAGUACGCUGUCAAGCUGGAAUUGGACAACAAAGAUCUGCUACAGGAGAUCAAAGAGGUGCAGUUAGCCGUUGGCUUUGGCGACCCCUCUUUCUGAACGCCUCUGAUUUAUGACAUCGCUGCCGCUUGAAGCUGCCCUGUGAAACAAUUCAGCAUGACCCAAUGGGAAGAUGUCCCAGGCUGCCAUUCAAUCUGUAUUGUAAUGCCCAGAUGUUGACACUGGUCAAAUCCUGAGUUCAUUGUAUAAGCGUCCUAUGUGUCAGAGCAAGGAGGGUACCCUUUUCCUUGGCCCAACCCACCACUCAUGGCAACUAGCUAUGUGAAAUGCACAACUUGUGCCUUCCGUAGUUCUCAUCAGCCAUGUGGUCCAAAAAGGACCUACACUGGCUUCCUGGACUGUAGCUGAAAGCAGCAGCUUGGGAGUAAGCAAUGAAACAUUGUCUGUGGUGUCCUCUGCAGGCUUACAUGGGAGUAAGCACCAUUGAACCCCAUGGCACUUGCUUCCACGUAAAUGCAUAGAAGAUUGGGCCACAAACAUCACUGUUUCUGACCUAUGUAUAUUCCUACAUUAGAUUUUGGUUCUAAUUUUUUGCUUUUGUUUUAUAAGUUGCCUUAUGUAUAAAGUAAGAAUGUGGAAUAUAAAUGUUUAUGGUAAAUGCAUUUUUUUUUAAAAAAGCGUGCACCUUGUUUGUACACCUAAAGUAGAAUGUGUGAGCGGCCACACAAGGACCUUUUCUACUUCGCAAAACAGCUUUUGGUGCAUAUACCAGAACAGACCACUUUUGAGGCUUUUCCUAUAUUUUCCUAUAUUUUGCUUUGGAUUCUGUGAGUGUGCAACCAAUGUUGUAAUGCCUGGGUGCAAAAGCAUCAUGUGAUGAAGCGACUUUGAGUUCCCCUGUUGGAUUUGUUAUGGAAUUUUAGAUGCCAUGGGGUUAGUUUAGAAUGGGUGUAUUGGAAACAGAAUAGGAUUGCAAUUCUGCUGUAGAUGUAUCAGCCAGAAUAUCUUUUCCCCUGAUUUUGGAACUUUCCCAUACAAUGGUGAGAAGACCACCAGAUAGUUAAGAACUCUCUGACCUGUGAUUUGAAAAUUACUAUUGGAGCUGGAUUAUUUAUAAAUAAAUGGUCAAAAAGCUAUAAAA
Messenger RNA from Hemicordylus capensis (graceful crag lizard), 4627 nucleotides. It is a transcript of the gene CFAP70, whose product is annotated as cilia and flagella associated protein 70. Gene Ontology annotation, molecular function: protein binding. Gene Ontology annotation, cellular component: extracellular exosome; motile cilium. The transcript is spliced from 28 exons. Bases 247 to 3585 code for a protein of 1112 amino acids. Gene Ontology annotation, biological process: cilium assembly; cilium movement. NCBI's taxonomy places the organism in Eukaryota, Metazoa, Chordata, Lepidosauria, Squamata, Cordylidae. The record is from RefSeq and is a predicted model, not a curated record.